AUGGCCCUCCGCUACCGGACCGCGGGGACGACGAUGGCGUCUGCCCUUCGAAGGGCGACGCCGCAGCUCAAGAUCGCGAGCGCCUCGGCCCGUGCCUUCUCUGCGUCUGUCCAGCAUCGUGCUGAUUCGUACGUGGCUGGCGAGCCUGCCGGCCCUUCCGUCAAGACCCAGCUCCCCGGUCCUGCUGUCACCGCUGGUCUCAAGGACCUGGAGCGUGUGUUUGACACGCGGAGCGCCAGCACUCUCGUCGACUACGAGAAGUCGAUUGGCAACUACCUUGUGGACGCCGACGGCAAUGUCUUCCUUGACAUGUUCGCUCAGAUUGCGUCUAUCCCACUGGGAUACAACAACCCGGAGCUAGCAAAGGCUGUUUCCACGCCGGAAGCCAUCCGUGCCAUCACCAGCAGGCCAGCCCUGGGUAUGUUCCCUUCUACGGAAUGGGGACAGGAGCUCGAGGGCGGCAUCCUCAAGGCAGCGCCCAAGGGCCUGAACCAGGUGUUCACCGCCAUGGCUGGCUCCGACGCCAACGAGACCGCGUACAAGGCGGCGUGCAUCUGGCGCGGAACCCAAGACCGAGGCUCGCGCGACUUCAGCGACGCCGAGGUCGAGUCGGUCAUGCGCAACCAGUCUCCAGGCUCGCCCAACUACUCGAUCAUGUCCUUUACCAGCGCCUUCCACGGCCGCCUAUUUGGCACUCUGUCGACGACGCGAAGCAAGGCCAUUCACAAGAUGGACGUUCCGGCCUUUGACUGGCCUGCUGCUCCCUUCCCCGCCCUCAAGUACCCUCUCGAGGAGAACAAGGCAGCCAACGAAGCCGAGGAGCAGCGGUGUCUCGAUGAGGUCGAGAGCCUCAUUGACGAGUGGGCCAAGAAGAGGCCUGUCGCAGCCGUCGUUGUCGAGCCCGUGCAGUCCGAGGGUGGUGACAACCACGCCUCCAACCAGUUCUUCCAAGGCCUUCGCGAUCUGACCAAGAAGAAGAACGUGCUCUUCAUUGUGGACGAGGUGCAGACUGGUGUCGGAGCCACCGGCAAGUUCUGGGCGCAUGAGCACUGGAACCUGACUACUCCUCCCGACAUGGUCACUUUCUCCAAGAAGGCUCAGGCCGCAGGCUUCUACUUCGGGAACCCUGCGCUCCGGCCCGACCGUGCUUACCGCCAGUUCAACACGUGGAUGGGUGACCCGGUGAGGGCCAUCCUUUUCCGUGCCAUCUACAACGAGAUCGAGAGACUGGGCCUGGUGGAGCACACCGCCAAGCUCGGCGACUACAUCUACAGUGGCUUGGAGAAGCUCGCUGCCAAGCAUCCCGACGCUAUCAAGAACCUACGUGGCAAGGGCCGCGGCACAUUCAUUGCAUGGGACUCGCCCAAGAGAGAUGAGAUAAUGAAGGCAACCAAGGCGCGGGGUAUCAACAUUGGCGUCAGUGGCGAGUCAGCCAUCCGGCUCAGGCCGAUGCUGAUUUUGCAGCAGCAUCACGCCGAUAUCUUCCUGCGCGAGAUGGAGGCCAUCUUGGCGAGCCAAUAA
Messenger RNA from Thyridium curvatum, 1521 nucleotides. RefSeq lists its product as uncharacterized. The coding region runs from base 1 to 1521 and encodes 506 amino acids. Gene Ontology annotation, cellular component: mitochondrion. The record is from RefSeq and is a predicted model, not a curated record. The transcript is spliced from 3 exons. NCBI's taxonomy places the organism in Eukaryota, Fungi, Ascomycota, Sordariomycetes, Thyridiales, Thyridiaceae. Gene Ontology annotation, molecular function: pyridoxal phosphate binding. Gene Ontology annotation, biological process: GABA catabolic process.